AAGCUUCAUCUGUAUUUACAGCCGCUCCCCAUGGCUGGCAUCACUGCCUGAGCACCGCCUCCCAUGUCUGAGAAAAAAUUGUCCUCCACGAAACCGGGCCCUGGUGCCAAAAAGGUUGGGGGCCGCUAGCUUAAAACACAUAAAUUUACGAUUUCACAGUUGUGGAGGCUAGAGAUCUGAAAUUAAGUGUUAGUGGGGCCACGUUCCCUCCAAAGGCUUGUGAUCCUGCUCUGCCUCCCGCAGUUUCUGGUGGCUCAGGUGUCCCUGGGCUUGUGGCUGUAUCAUUGCAGUCUCUGCCUCCAACUCCACAUGGCUUUCUCCUCUUCUGUGCCUCAAAUCCAUCUCUGCCUUUUUUUUUUAUAAGGACACCUGUCAUUGGGCUUAUCUAGGUGGACCUCCUAGAUCUGUGGCCCUCAACUUCUGGGCCACGGCCUGGUACCAGUCUGUGGCUUAUUAGGGAAGGGGUGGUGCAUAGCACCACCUGAGCUUCACACCCCCUGACCACCACACCCCAUCCCACCCCACCCCAGUCCGUGGAAAAAUUGUCUCCCAUGAAGCUGGCCCCUGGUGCCAAAAGGUUUGGGGACCACUUUCCUAGAUGAUCCCAGAUGAUCUCAUCUCAAGAUCCUUAACUUCAUCACACCUGCAAAGAACUUUUUCCAAAUACAGUCACACUCACAAGUUCUGGGGGUUAGGAAGUGAAUAUAUCUUUUGGGGGACUACCGUCAACUCACUACCUUGAACACUUAAAUUUUGUCGCACAGUUUGUAACCCAGUUGUGGCUUUUUGUUUUUGUUUUGCUUUGUCAUUUAAAAACUCUACCAGGAACGUUGAAGAUGGGAAGUGGCUCUGGUCUUCCUCCCCGUCUGAGGGCAGGAAGGUCUCCUGAGAGAUGUAGCUUGAAAUGGGUCAGGCAGCAGUUGGCCAAGAGAAGAUGGCACAAGCCGGGAGGGGGAGAGCAUCCGCCAGAGGACAAUGUUGUGUGAGAGGCUGGAGGGGCAAGACGGUGUGGAGAUUUUAAAGACCUGAAAGAGCACUGUGGCAUUUGCCAGAGUUUGAGAAUGAGAGGGAUGCCUGAUAAGCUUGGAGAAGUAAACUGAGGCAGAAAUCCAUGGUGGCCCAGGUAAAUGCUUUGGCCUCAUCUUGAAGGCAUAGGGAAGCCAUCUCUAAGCCAGUCUUGGAAUAAACCUGUUUCUCACCCCCCCACACACACACAGUUGCACAUCUGUGUUGUUGGGUGAGUGUGGAGGACGUGCCUGGCCUUAGAGAGCAUGUGCCAUGUUGCCCGGCAGCAAGCAGGCAAGCAGAGAGACCCCGAGUCUCGGACCCUCUUGUUCUCUCUCAUCCAAAGGAAGAAGAAAGGAUUGAGGCAGGGGGCAGGAACCAACGAGCACGGCCUUGAGUAGCCGGGGGAAGCCUUUAGGACGGGGACACCAGCGCAGGAGGGCGGCCAUGUGGCUGUUUGUGGGCCUCUGCUGAGCCCCAGGCGUGGGGAGUAGAGCCGGCCUUUGCCAUCCCGCAGCAGAGCGCAGCGGUGGGGCCCACACAGCCCUGCGGCCUCUGGCUCCUGCGCACCGUGUUUGUCUUGGCUGGGAGCUGUGUGGGGCUUUUUGAAGCUGAUUCCACCGAGGCAAAGCGGGAGGAGUCCGGACUGGAAGGGGCCUGAGCUGGGGAAACAGAGGGGGUCCCACAGGGAGGUGACGGCAGACCCAGUGAGGGCCCGGGCCUCCUGGCGCCCUGCGCGGGGCUCAGCCCAAGCACCGCAGAGCUUCCCGAGUGGGUGGAGACGCAGCCCGACAUCCUCCAGGAGGACGUCUGAGUGCGCAAAGGAGCCUAGCGUUGUGCCGCCAUAACAGAAGUGUGCCUCCUGCUCUUGCUUCAUGACACACAGACGCCCCCAGACGCCACACGCCAGCUCCCAGGGGCUCAGCCCCACCAGUGGGCCCUCCUGGCCUGGGCGGGGGUCUCCAAGGAGGCCCAGCUGGCUGGGGGCGCUGGGCUGUGCUCCAGCCCCGCCAACCCCACGAUUCUCAGACCUUAAUUCAGCACGCCCCCUCAAGCCCCGGCUCAGCGAGGACACUCCCAUGUCCUGUUCCACACAGAUGCUGACGGGUCACGUGCCCCACAGCUGAAGGCCUCCCCCAUCCGCCUCCACCAUCUGCUGAGGCCCCAUAAUUAUUCCAAGGCCCGGUGCAGCCUCACUCAGAGGGGAGAGUUCACACAGCCCUGUAAUGUAACCCGGCAGAGGCCGCGCGGGCAGGGGGUCCCCAGCUGGGUAAUGAGCUGCUAGCUUUAUUGAAUUCCCUGGCUCGGCUCUGACUAAUCACUGCUUUAGCUGGGGCUGCCCGUCCAGCACCCUCUCCCAGGACUUCCUUCUUCCCAGCACCUCAAUUCCUGCUCCUCAAAUCCUUCCUCCUCCCCAAACAAGUUUAAAUGACCAAGACCAGGCAGGAAGGGCCCCCAGGGGGCUGGCCUCCCCCAUGCACCUGGUAGAAAGUAUGGCUGCCUUACGUCUGGGGCCCGAGCAGGGCAGGCCAGAGUGGGCUGCUGGUGCGACUUUGCUGGGGCCACCUGUGCAGUGCCCGUCCCCACCCCGGCUCCUACCUGCCGACUUCCCUCUGGCCUCCCCUUUCCGGAGGCCUGGGCCCUGUGGAGGGAGGGCCUUGGCCGAGGAGGCUGUGCUGUGGCCAGGCCUUUCCAGGGAGAGGUGGAGGAAACUGCUUCCUUCCUUUGCUUGCCGUCUUCUGCUCAGUCUCGGCCCCCACCUGAUGUCACGUCCUCUCCCCCCAGCACUGUAAGGGCCUCCAUCCCAGCGUUCACUCUUCCUACCAUUUUUGCGUACUUGUUUUCCAGCUAGACUCUGUUGACGAAGACCUUUGUCGAUCUCUAUGUGCCCAGAAUGUAGCACACAGUAGGUGCUUUAAAAAAAACCCGCUUGUGGAAAGAAAGAAAAUGGAGGCAGAGGGAGCAGGUGUGGCGAGAGGUAAGAGGUUUGGUUGUGCGUGAGUGAAGUGGCAUCUCUGGGACUCUGUGUGUCCCUGUCGUGUGUGCAGCAGCUUUGGGAAAUGGUAUUAACUGUGUUGUCCUGUCAAGACCCUAGUGGCUCAGGAAAUGUGCUCAGGGUGAACCUGAGGUCAGGGUUACAUAGAGUUCACUGUCUGGGCAUGACCUCCUGCCUUGGCACCUAGAGCAGGGCCUGACCCCACCCUGGAGGCUGUGACCGGUCCACGGUGCCCCCACCCUCUGACAGUGGUGAAGGCAAGAGGGGCUCUUCUGAGACAGCUCAGAGUCCUGCCCUCUGACCUCUCACCCUGGGUGGCAAGAGAGACUGAGCUGUGCCCAAUGUCCUUGGGAAAAGGGUGAAAGGCAGGGGACACCCUUAGGUGGGCUAGACCCCUGCCCCGGUGGCCUGAGCAGGGGAGGCCCAGUGGACAGUGGGAGUGGGCCACCGAGCCACCCCAGCGGAGCCCACCCUUGGUUUGCUGAGGGUGGGGUCCAUGCUAGCCACCAGGGAAGAGUAUGUGGGAGACAGUCAGACAGACACACGGACGGGAGAGGGAGCCAGAGCCUCUGCGAGGGAGGGCCCAGGAGGAGGAGACUUCAAAGGGCUCCCAGAGCAGCUUAUAAACAAGCCGGGCGGGGCAGGGUGGCCAGCAGGGGCUGGGGGUUCUGGAGGGGAUGGAAGUUUGCAUGGGGUGGGGCGUGUGACCAGCACGGGCCUGGGGACAGGCAGGGGAGGCUGUGGGGGCCUGGGUGGGCCCAGCCUAACCUCCCUGUGACUCGGUUUCCUCUCCCGCGCACAGCAGAGCUCCCUACCUCCUGGGGCCGGUGCAGGUGAAAGCACUGCGUGGGCUCCGGGCCCUGAUCAGAUGUUAUUUAUUAUUCUGAGCCGUGUUUUGGUGGGAGACUUGGAAGGGCUGAGAGGGAGAGGCAGAGUGUUCUAGGGCCCCUGUCUUCCCUGAUGUUCUUUUGAGAGCUCUCAGAGCACAGUGGCCAGGAAUGGGGCCCGGGAAGGAGAGGCCCAGGGCUCCCCACAGGACCGGGCUGGGGGAGGCAGGAUGGACGGCUUCCCUUGCGUCUGCCCCUCCCGCACGCUCCCCCCACCUGCUCUGAGCCUGCCCCUCUCCCACCUCCUCCCUGCUCUCGAGGGGCUCCCCAGAAAUCAGCCUCUUCUCCUUGGAUCCUUGUCCUUGAGUAAUGGGGCUGUGACGGUUUUUCUAAGUCCUGCUUAGAAAUGUGUCACUGUCCAUUUCCCUUUGUGAUAUCACAGGAGGCUGCGCAAACCACGUUGCUCCAGAGCCUGCUGAGGCCCCUGCUCCGAGCAGCUGGAACACGGGUUUAUGAAAUUACAGGGAAUUCAAAGCAGCCGGCGUCGCCCGCUGUCUGGCUUCAUUACUGGGACCAGCCUCGGAGGGAAGUUUAUUCCAAUAAUUUAGAGGAUUAGGAUCUGACACCCUUCAUUAGUGAUUCGACAUAAACAGAAAAGACAGAUCUUGCAGAAUGCCCCGCACAACGGGAAGGAAGCGGCUCAGGCAGGGAGAAGGCAACACACCACCCAGCUGGGAAGAGGAAAGGUCUGUAGGUGGAAAGAAGGAUCCUGUUGGCUUUUUGCAGUCACAUUAGAUGGUGAGCUUUGUUCCUGAAGGGGAAGGCAGACCUGGGGGGUGGGGUGAGGCCUGGGCUCAGGCCUCAGUUUCCCCAUCUGUGCAACGAGCGCAUGGCCGCGGGCCUUCGAGAUCCUUUCCUGCUCUGACGUGUGGGGUGCCCACCCAUCUGCUACCCCUGGGACAUGGCAGCUCCCCAAGUCCCUUGCGGUUUGGCCUUGACAAGGUCCCUCUCUCUCCCGGGGCUCUCUCCGUACCGGCCUCCCACACCCAGGAUUGAAUGACCACCGCAAACACACUCAGCCUGCUGGCUGCUCGUGGCAUUUUAGAUGCAAGCCAUUUCCUGCCACGGGGGGAGCGCUCGCCCCGGCCCCUGGCAGCUUCUGGCGCUCUUCCUGGCCCCCUCCACAAAUAUUGCCCUUGAUGUUUCAAAAAUUGCUUGUCCGGUCUGUACAAACCAGCGUUUGGGCUGUGCCUGACAGCAGCUCUGACAGAUGGAGGGGUGGGGGCUCUGCAAGGCCCCUGCCCACACCCAGCAAGCUGGUGUCCCCAUUCCUGGAUAAUGGCAGGGUGCUUAGCUCCUCUGCAGGUCCUUUCUUCCACCUGCCGAGGAGGUGCCGCCUGCUGUGAUGUGCACAGAGACCCUGCCCGUGCUGGGAGCCCAGUGCGUGUUAGCGCCGGUGUCACUAUGACCGCUUGCUGCGUGUGACCUUGGGCGGGUCGCUUGCCCUCCUCUGCCACAGACCUUUUCCUCUGCGGAGUGGGGACAUGGGAUGCCACCUGCAGAGCCCCGGCACUCAGAAGCAGCCCCCUGAAAAGGGCGCGGUGGUCCUCGGGGAGGGCAGCUCGGCCGUGCAGAGCAGUCCGAGACACUGUUGCCGCCGCGGAGGUUUCUUGGAGCCGACAAGUGUGCCGAUGGAGGAGUGAGGAAUGUGAUACGUCCCGGCAGCCGGGGGAGCCGGAGCAUAUCUGGAGUGUGAGACCUAUGAGAAGUGCUGCCCCAACGUGUGCGGGACCAAGAGCUGCGUGGCGGCCCGCUACAUGGACGUGAAAGGGAAGAAGGGCCCCGUGGGCAUGCCCAAGGAGGCCACGUGCGACCACUUCAUGUGCCUGCAGCAGGGCUCCGAGUGCGACAUCUGGGACGGCCAGCCCGUGUGCAAGUGCAAAGACCGCUGCGAGAAGGAGCCCAGCUUUACCUGCGCCUCGGACGGCCUCACCUACUAUAACCGCUGCUACAUGGACGCCGAGGCCUGCUCCAAGGGCAUCACGCUGGCCGUUGUCACCUGCCGCUACCACUUCACCUGGCCCAACACCAGCCCCCUGCCGCCUGAGACCACCGUGCACCCCACCACGGCCUCCCCGGAGACCCCCGGGCUGGACAUGGUGGCCCCAGCCCUGCUCAGCCACCCCGUGCACCAGUCAGUCACGGUGGGCGAGACAGUGAGCUUCCUCUGCGAGGUGGUGGGCCGGCCCCGGCCCGAGAUCACCUGGGAGAAGCAGCUGGAGGACCGGGAGAACGUGGUCCUGCGGCCCAACCACGUGCGCGGCAACGUGGUGGUCACCAACAUCGCCCAGCUGGUCAUCUAUAACGCGCAGCCCCAGGACGCUGGCAUCUACACCUGCAUGGCCCGGAAUGCCGCCGGGGUCCUGAGGGCCGACUUCCCGCUGUCGGUGGUCAGGGGGGGUCAGGCCGCGGCCACCUCGGAGAGCAGCCCCAACGGCACGGCCUUUCCGGCCGCCGAGUGCCUGCAGCCGCCUGACAGCGAGGACUGCGGCGAGGAGCAGACGCGCUGGCACUUCGACGCCCAGGCCAACGACUGCCUCACCUUCACCUUUGGCCACUGCCACCGCAACCUCAACCACUUCGAGACCUACGAGGCCUGCGUGCUGGCCUGCAUGAGCGGGCCGCUGGCCGCCUGCAGCCUGCCCGCCCUGCAGGGGCCCUGCAAGGCCUAUGCGCCCCGCUGGGCCUACAACAGCCAGACGGGCCAGUGCCAGUCCUUCGUCUACGGCGGCUGCGAGGGCAACGGCAACAACUUUGAGAGCCGAGAGGCCUGCGAGGAGUCGUGCCCCUUCCCUCGGGGCAACCAGCGCUGUCGGGCCUGCAAGCCGCGGCAGAAGCUCGUGACCAGCUUCUGUCGGAGCGACUUCGUCAUCCUGGGCCGGGUGUCUGAGCUGACCGAGGAGCCCGACUCGGGCCGUGCCCUGGUGACGGUGGACGAGGUCCUGAAGGACGAGAAGAUGGGCCUCAAGUUCCUGGGCCGGGAGCCGCUGGAGGUCACGCUGCUCCACGUGGACUGGGCCUGCCCCUGCCCCAACGUGACGGUGGGCGAGACGCCGCUCAUCAUCAUGGGCGAGGUGGACGGCGGCAUGGCCAUGCUGCGGCCCGACAGCUUCGUGGGCGCGUCCAGCGCACGGCGGGUCAGGAAGCUCCGCGAGGUCAUGCACAAGAAGACCUGCGACGUCCUCAAGGAGUUCCUGGGCUUGCACUGAAGCCCCCACCCCUCCCUGGCCCCUUCCUGGCCCUCUCCCACCUACCCCCCCCAUGCCCCCAGUCAGCAACCUGGGCCAGGGCAGCUCAGACAGUCGUGGGCCGGCAGGGAAGCACCCAUCAGCAGGUCGGAAAAAAGCCACCGGCGGGUCUCAGAUCAGCUUCUAGUCUUUGGGUUCUAUAAAGGGUCCACUUUUUCAGCUGAAGGGGACAAAAGGGGAAGUUAGUAGACACAUGUAGGUUGUUCCUGAUGACCAGUGUGCUCAGGCAUCCUCCUCCCUUUGCCACCUCCAAGCCCUGGCUCUCCCAGCCACCUGCCCACAGCCAGGCCCCAGCCAGGGUUCAGGAGGCGGCCGCUGGGUGCCGCUUACAGGAGCAGGUGAAUGAAAGGGCUUGCAAAGGGGCAGGUGGGAGGAGAUGGGGCCCAGGGACUCUCGGCACAAAUUCCCCACAGCCCCCUAGAUCACUGUGAGCAGAGACCACUUGGUGUCAGAGGUAGGGGCGGUGGGAAGCCAGAGCCAUAGUCCAACCCGCCAAUCAACUGCCCUGAGUGGAGGCUGCUGGGUCAGGUGGCUCUGGGUGCUCAGCCUGUGUCUCAGGCCAGGGCAGCACUGGCAGAACACACCCUUCCUCUUGGCUGCAUUGGUUUGUUGAUUCCAUGGUGUUCAGUUCAACCCAGUGGACAUUCUCUGAGCACCUACUGGGUGCCAGGUGCUAGGACCACAGACUCCUGUCAGUCGCUGCCCGGCUUUGGGCACCCGAGCACAAACGCCCUGAUCCCGGGGUCCCCCAGAAGCAGCCCCGUGGCUGGCCCCCCAGCUCCACGUGUCCAUUCGAUGGGCGGUGUGCUUUCAUAGGCCACUGCGUGUAAAGCGGAUGGAAGCCCCGGGACCUGGUUUGGUGGCAAGAGAAAUAAAGGAAGAGGAAAAGCAGGCGGGAAGGGGCGGUGGAGGAACAGGAGAGGGGAGGCAGGCUUGCGGAGGGAGAGGAACACUGCUCGCUGCUCCCAUCUGGUGGUGGCCUUGGGAGCUGCAGCGAGGCCUAGGUGCGGCCCGGGAGGGAGGCUUUGGGGAUGUGGCAGCUCCUUGGUGAUUUUCUCAUGUUUCCAGACUUCCCAGGUGGGCCUGGCCACUCCCCCUCGAGAUAGAGGAUCUGGGAGCCCCACUGUCAGCCCUGCAUCUGCCCCCACGCCCCCUCAGCCCUGCGUCUGUCCCUGCCCCUCCAAAGCUAGAGAAGGUCAUUGCGGGGCAUCCUCAUUUCUUCCUCAAAUAUAGGCAGGAAGGUACCGAUUAAAAGCUCAUAGUAUCAACAGCC
This is a messenger RNA of Microcebus murinus (gray mouse lemur), 8409 nucleotides long. The record is from RefSeq and is a predicted model, not a curated record. NCBI's taxonomy places the organism in Eukaryota, Metazoa, Chordata, Mammalia, Primates, Cheirogaleidae.